Molecule: messenger RNA, 4635 nt
Organism: Rhineura floridana
Lineage: Eukaryota; Metazoa; Chordata; Lepidosauria; Squamata; Rhineuridae
Gene: VSTM4
Product: V-set and transmembrane domain containing 4
Exons: 8
Coding region: 695-1783 (362 amino acids)
Source: RefSeq, a predicted model, not a curated record
CUUGCAAGGUCACAAAAGUUUGUAUUAAAUCCUCUAGGGCUGCUUUUUCUGGCAAAGAAGUUUCAAGUGAGGAAGUGGCUGGGACUACUUCGCUUCUUCCAACUCAUCACUUUCCCUUUAUAAAUACUCAACCCUACAUCUGCUUCGUCUCUACCUAGGCUCCCCGCAGCUGUACUUAUAGGACACUACAGACAGUCUCCUGGAAACUAGGCGCGCGCAUGAGACAAGGGAGGGAUUCAAAAAAGGACUAUAAUAUUCCGCUGGAAAGCACCACUGCAACGUCCGGUUUGCCUGAAGGAGCCAGCCGUUUGAGUUUUAUUACAAGCGUUUGCGCAUAAAGAGUACUUCGUCCCUUGUAGGCAUACCUACACAGUGGUAAUAACGGACUACCAGAUGAAAUGAUCGGGUGUAUACACUUACGAAGCCCUCUGGAGUUUCCAGUGUAUUUCUACCCAAGCAAGUACGGGUAAUAGAGUUUGAAUACCUGCUUUGCUCCCGUAAUUCUCCGCGCAUUAUAAACCCACGUUCCUUGGGCAAUUUGAGUAGCUGGCUGGCUGUUUGGGUCCUUUUAAAAAGCAGCUUUAAGAAACAACUACGCCCCGCCUCUGUGUAGAGAGGUGGGGGUGACAGGCGUGACUUUGCUUCUGGGGCCUCCUUCGCAAGAAUAUCUUCAAAAGUCGGAACUUUUUUGUUCAUGACCGAAGCAGAAAUAUUGAAUCGCCGGCGAAGAAAGGGAAGAAAAGAGGACGGAAAGGGAAGACGAGGUCGGUGGAUAGGAGAGUCGAGACGAAGAGAAAGAUCAAGAGUAGCUUCCCUUUCCUUUCUUUCGCUGCAGGCGAUGCGUCUCCUGGUCCCGAUAGUGCUUUUGCUUGGAACACCAGUUGUCUGUAAAGCUCUGAAUGUCACAGUUUCUCCAGGACCCAGAGUACAAUAUGUGGUUGGAGACAAUGCUACCCUAUUUUGCCAUGUUUCUCAAAAAAAACAAAUAGAGAAUUUGCUAGCUGUCCGGUGGGUCUUUGCCCUUCCACCUACCCAGGAGUAUUUGAUGAUCAAAAUGACUAAAUAUGGAGUAGUCCAGUACUAUGGAAAUUACACGCGUCAUUUCUAUAAACAAAGGCUUCAUCUUCUAGAGGAGAAACAAAGAACAAUGUACACAUUUUUUAUCCUGAAUCUUCAGCAAGCUGACCAGGGACACUAUAUUUGCAAAGUUCAGGAAAUUGGCAAGCAUAGGAACAAGUGGACAGCAUGGUCUCAUGGUAGCGCAUCUACUAAAAUCGAAGUGAUUUCAUCUAAAGAUUCAGAUGACUCCACUGCUGAGAGAAAUCACAAAGCCUGGAAGUUUUUUGAAGACCUCUAUGUCUAUGCUGUGUUUGUAUGUUCCAUAGGCAUAGUUGGUGUUCUGCUGUUCACUCUUGUUGUCCUCUGCCAGACGUUGAUCAACAAAAAACAUUCCCGUGUGAAACAUUACUUGGUGAAGUGUUCCAAGAACAGCUUAGGGGAGACAGUCACCAGUGUGACAAGCUUGUCUGCAGUGCAAUCUAUACAAAUCAAAAGGAAGAAGAAAGCUGAGCAGCCUCCUGCCAUCCCAGCCAAAGCACCAAUAUCCAACACUUUCUCUAAUCCUAAGCUUCUGAAACCGCAAAGGAAAAUCCUCCUGCCAAAAAUUGCUGAUGAGAAUUUAACCUAUGCUGAACUGGAACUCAUCAAACCUCACCAGGAAACAAAAGGCAUCCCCACUAUGACUGUCUAUGCUCAAAUUCUCUUUGAGGAAAACAAGAUGUAAAUACAGGACAGGCCCUAUUUAAAUUCUUUUUGUGCUCUUUUUCGAUAAAAUGUUAUACAAAUGUCUUGUUUUUGUUUUUGCUGCCAUUCCUGUUGUGUUUUUUAUAUGUUCUUUUAUAAAUUGUUCUUCAAGGAAAUCUAUCAGCAACAGACACUGUUUAAGUUUGCAAGCUGAGAGUGCUGAAUCCUCUAUAUCACCCACUUUUCUUUUCAUGUUAUUUCUGUUUUAUUGUGGUGGUAACUACCUGAAUGGCCCAUGCUAAAAACACUGCUUCAGCUUCUCAACUGGCUACAAUGCUGAAUUAAAAGUCCAGAUUUUCUAGACAUGGGAAGAUGUCCUGAAGAACUUCAUAUGCAAAGAUAAUUUGCCAGUCCUUGCCCCCUUUGGAUUCCCAAACACUGGCACUAGAAUAAUGUAACCAAAACAGGGUGGGGAAAAUGAGUUCACAGGAAGACAAAAAUGAUGGCAUGCUAAUGGGCAAACAAAGAAGAGCAGGUGGAGAGGAAAGGGCAAUAGACUAUUGCUGUUUUGCAGAUUCAACCACAUACCUGCAAAUUCAGGUUGCACAAUUAAAGUGGUUUGUAAACAAUAAACCAAAACAAAAUCAGACUCCUUGUGGUAAGGAAAGUGAUGAGAAAAUGCGCUGGAAAAUUAGAAUGAAUGCUCAACUCACAGGGGAUCACAUAACCUUUCUGCAAACAAAUCAGGAUGAAUGCUUAACAAACAGGCCAUCUGAAAGCAACACAUUAUAAACACAACAAAUAUCCUUUUCUCCAGAAGAUUCAUUACAGCUCUUAGUAGACCAUAGCUUUUACUAGCCACAGUUGAAUUUGUCAUCUUAGGAGGAUAAAUACAUCUCAUGUGUAUUUCUCUUUCCCUCUGUUUUUUAAACGGGGCUGCUUAUCUUCCACAGGAAUUGUCAUCUCCUCUUUUUCAUUACCUCAGCCAAAACCACACACACACUGCCCUCUUCCUCAGCUUAGUGUUUGUUUUGUAAGUAGCUUUGAGUUCACUCUUCUGAAGAAGAAGAAAAGACUAAUAUAGUAUUUUGUUGCCUAGGUUUUUGCAGAAUGCACAUUACAAUAUCUCAGGGCUGAAUGAGAUAAAAAAUCAAUCCAGUCACUCCAUGCAUCAGAUUACUGUGGACCACAAACUGUGUUGCACAAAGAAACUCAGUGCAGUUGGUUCCUGCAUACUCUAGGUGGGAUACACACCUGUCACUAGCUACUUUGGGAUAAAAGAUAUUAUGUAACAAUUGAGUUUUUUAUGUUACCUGUGAACCAUAAUCCAUGGAUGGAUAUCCUCUGUGGGAGGCAUUCUGUGUUUAGAAAAAGCCACAUACUAUUAACUGCUCUACAAUGUGGGGCAUCUGGUUGGAUAUGGGAUGAACUGAGAGUCUUCAGGUUUAUCAAUUUACCCCACCCUUCUGCCAUCCACAGAGAUUUACAUUCAGGCUAAAAUAAACUGAUAGCACCACAGGAAACUCUGGAAUGUAUGAGGAAGAGGUUAAAAAUCUCUCCUUUUGUCCCAGUGAAUUUUGAAAAGCAGCACUGGUCUUUUCAUUUAUGUAAAACACUGGACCUGAUGGAUUGUUUCUCAUCCUUGAAGACUGCAUUCUGUAGCAGCGCUCAGCUAUAAGCAACCUGAGCAAGCAUUUGGAAAAUCAAAGUUUAUAGGAGCAUGAUUUGAGUGAUGCACCCCAGGAUCCCUUGCUUUGUCAUGCUGGAUGAUGGAGCACACUUUUUGAUCAUGGCAUAAAGCUCACAUUCUCUCCCUUUUCAGACCUUUACUGAAUUGUAAUAACAAUCUCCACUCCUGAUUUAUAUGUGUUCAUUGGACAUCUGAAGAGUAUCCCUGAAUGUAGCCACCCAUGCAUGCUUGUGCAGGAUAAUAUCUAAAAAGAAUUGUGCGUUGCCAGCAAUCCUGGGAAUACAUGUUAUGUUGCCUUAGGGCAGCAACUUGUCUUAAGGUGGCCCUGCUUUGUAUACCAGAUGACUGGAUGCUCUGUUAUUGGAGAUGGGGAAGUCAAUGCUAAAAAAAUAAAAGAAUGCAAUAUGUGAGAAGAGCAAAGGUACUGAGAUGAAAGAUGUUUAAACUCCAGAAAACUGGCCCUUCUGGACUUGGUCAUCUUCAUUCCUGUUAACCUAUCCACCAACAACCCUUAAACUAUUCCAGCAUCUUGGUUUUGCUACAAAACCAUCUGCAUCUACAGGAAUGCUUACUGUUGAUUACUUUUUCAGUCUUUGAAGGGAACUAAACACUCAUGUGCACCCUUUUUGUGAGUCUGGCAGAGGAGAUCUAGCAGCAAAAACUGUUCCUGCUCAGAAGUUAUUUUCACUAGAUCAAAGAUACAAGGGCUGCAAAUGCUUUUUAUAUAAAUGAAAGCAGAGACACUCAGGAAUCAAACUGGAAGACAAAAUAUAAAAAUAUUCAUUAGUGACCAGAGUUAUCUCUCAGCAAAGCUCACAAGUCAUGGUUGAGUCUUCUUGCAUUUUUGCUCGAUUGCAGAUAAAGCUCUUUGUACAAAAGGGAGUUCUCACACUUAGUGAUUUUAUCCCAUAAACUGCAGAUACAACAUGUGGUGUUGUACUGGUGCAGUAAUUGGUACACUCCUAUUCAACUAAUCACUUACAUGUUGAUUGAACAAGGUUUGAAAUUUCACUCUAAAGCAGAUGGGAUUUGCUCAUAAACAUCAGAUCAGUUCCUGAGAUAAUAAUAUUAAUGCACAGGAAAUACUGCAAAGAAUAUUGGUGUUGAAGUUUUCAUUCUGUAUGUAUUUUCAGUUAUGGCUCAUUUAUGUGUAAUUCUCAGCUCAUGUGAGCUAAAUAAAUAGCAUACAUAAAUAAGUUCAA